AGAUGUGGUGUUGUGUACAGUGCUUGUCUGUCUAUGCAGUCAGUGUCAAUAUUCAAUCAGCUAUAUCGCAGAUAAUUACAGUAAUGUCAGACACACGUGCCACACGCACCUCUCUGUCACUGCACUCCUGCCUGAUCGGGUCAUCCAAAAAACAAUGGCCCCUGCUGCUGUACAAGCCCUCCUACCAAGCCUCCCUCCCGUCACCCCUCGCUCAUUCAUCUCGGCAUUUCCUGUCUGUCACUCAUCAUAUCCCCUCAUUGAUUCAUUCAGUCGUUGUCUUGUGUGAGGAAGACGCCGUCGAUCAUCCAGCAGCCGCGGUGCAGGCUCAGCCGAAAGUCCACCUCCUUACGGAAGAACUCACGGUCGCUCCACGACUGGAAGUUCGGAUGGUGGCCCUCCAGCACCACUCGCUGCACGCAGUGCUCCUUGUUGCUGUCGUACUGAGGCGGACCCACAAACUCAAACGUGUCGCGGUUCAGCAGCACUCGGUACUCAGAGUUGCGCAGAUAGCUGCCGUACUGCGCUGGGUUGAAGUUGCUGAUGAUGUUGUCACGGGAGGCGUGCUUGAUCGUCACUGCGGCACCGUGGUCAAGCUGCGGGUCGUCGUUGGUCUGCAGGGCGUCCAGCACCUUCUCAAUCACCACCCGGGCGUCCUCGCCAGGCUGCGGCAGGUCCCCCCGCCUCUCCAGAACAACCCACUGACCAAACCACUGCUCGGGGUGCUUCUCUGGCGGCGGGAGCUGCUCCUGACCACGGCCGCCCGACGCCUCGCCUUCUCCCUCAAUGGAUGCUCCAAGCCUCGACGUCUGCAGGUCGCCGUCCCUCGGAUCUCGCCUGCUCGGCUGGCGCAAUGAAUGGGACGACGGCGACAGAGAUCCAGAUGGCACAAACACGGGAUGCCAAGCCCAUGCAACGGGCAGAAUAAGGGCACUGAUGACACCUUUCAUCUUCCGCGGACACAUCGAGAGACACACAGACACAGGGAGGAAGAGA
Messenger RNA from Vitrella brassicaformis, 993 nucleotides. Lineage: Eukaryota; Vitrellaceae. The record is from the annotation of a GenBank genome assembly.